UUUUGCCUUGAGAGAAAAGAGAGAGAACUUUGUACCUUUUGUUGAAAAAUAAAGUUCUUCAUUUUCUCCUUCAAAAAGUUCUUCAUUUCUCCCAAAAGUUCUUCAUAAGUUCUUGAAUUCAAUCGACAGCAUCGACACUGAAGAGAGAAUAAAAGAAAUGGGAAGUCAGCAGAAGGAAGCACAAAUGAGUACGGUGGCCACACCGUCCUUCGGUGGUGGCAGCAACCGCAUAGCAGCGGUUAACACGGGAGUGGCAACGGCAACUCCGACCAACACCGUCAAGCCACAGAAUCAUCGAGAAGAACAAACCAUCAAUCAUCAGAAACCUGGAUGGAGAAAGUUUCUAUCACAUGUUGGUCCUGGCUUCCUUGUCUCAUUGGCUUACCUUGAUCCUGGCAACUUGGAAACGGACUUGCAGGCUGGAGCUAAUCACGGAUUCGAGCUUCUAUGGGUGGUGCUUAUCGGAUUAAUAUUUGCGCUCAUAAUCCAAUCCCUCGCUGCAAAUCUUGGCGUAAGCACCGGAAAACACCUUUCGGAAGUUUGCAAAGCCGAAUAUCCCAUAUUUGUAAAGUACUGCCUUUGGUUGCUAGCUGAAGUUGCUGUAAUAGCAGCCGAUAUUCCAGAAGUGAUAGGAACAGCCUUUGCUCUGAAUAUUCUAUUCCAUAUUCCUGUUUGGGCUGGGGUUCUUCUCACCGGUUUGAGUACCCUCUUGCUCCUUGGACUCCAAAGAUAUGGGGCGAGGAAGCUGGAAUUGCUGAUAGCAAUAUUAGUGUUCGUAAUGGCGGCGUGUUUCUUCGGGGAAAUGAGCUACGUUAAGCCUCCGGCGACCGGCGUUUUAAAAGGAAUGUUUGUUCCAAAGCUCAACGGCCAAGGAGCCACCGCCGACGCCAUCGCUCUUCUCGGCGCCCUCGUUAUGCCGCAUAACCUCUUUCUUCAUUCCGCUCUUGUCCUCUCAAGGAAAGUCCCCAAUUCCGUCCGUGGUAUCAACGAGGCCUGUAGAUACUUCCUAAUAGAGAGCGGAUUUGCACUGUUCAUAGCAUUUUUAAUAAACGUGGCCGUCGUUUCAGUUUCCGGCACCGUUUGUACGGUCGGAAAAGUCUCCGAAACCACCGCCGAUCAAUGCUCCGACAUAACUCUCAACUCCGCCUCCUUCCUCCUCCAGAACGUACUGGGAAAAUCGAGCUCCACUAUUUACGCCAUAGCGUUGUUUGCCUCUGGACAAAGCUCCAGCAUCACCGGCACUUAUGCCGGUCAGUUCAUCAUGCAGGGAUUUUUGGACCUGAAAAUGAAAACAUGGGCGAGAAACCUUAUGACGAGGUCCAUUGCAAUUACGCCCAGUCUCAUCGUAUCCAUCAUCGGUGGACCUCAAGGUGCCGGCCGUCUCAUCAUCAUUGCAUCGAUGAUUCUUUCGUUCGAGCUUCCAUUUGCUCUAAUUCCACUCCUCAAAUUCAGUAGCAGCAGCACCAAGAUGGGCCCCCACAAGAACUCCAUAUACAUCAUUGUAAUCUCGUGGAUAUUGGGCCUGGCAAUCAUCGGCAUCAACAUCUAUUAUCUCAGUACGGCCUUCGUGGGCUGGCUAAUUCACAACAAUUUACACAGAAUAGCAAAUGUGUUCAUUGGGAUCGUUGUGUUUCCUUUGAUGGCUGCUUACAUUCUUGCCGUUAUUUACCUAAUGUUUCGAAAAGACAGGGUUGUGACUUACAUUGAGCCCGAAAAGGAUGACCCUAUGGCCCAAGCCCAUUUAGAAAGUGGGCUUAAUAAUUCUUUUGGGCCUCGUGACUUCACUCCGGUGCCUUUCAGAGAGGAUUUGGCCCAUAUCCCACUACCAGAGUAUAAGCCUUGAUAGCUAAUCUGGGCCUGCAUUCAACUCUGGGCCGAUCGUCUUUUUUCUGCCACCUUGGCGCACUAAUGUUGCUUUUUGUAGUCUUUGCUACAGGCCAUUCUGUAGAUAGUUUGCUUCUGUCGUUUUUUUCCCUGAAUUAAUGACAAAAGUGGGUGGAGAAAUGUUAAUUGAACUAUGUUCAAGUUGAAACGAUGUGUGUUAUGUAAUUUCAAACAUGUAAUAAUUAAAAUGAUGAUAAUAAAUCAUUAUUUUUC
Molecule: messenger RNA, 2097 nt
Organism: Benincasa hispida (wax gourd)
Lineage: Eukaryota; Viridiplantae; Streptophyta; Magnoliopsida; Cucurbitales; Cucurbitaceae
Product: metal transporter Nramp7.2-like
Biological process (GO): iron ion transmembrane transport; manganese ion transport
Cellular component (GO): plasma membrane
Molecular function (GO): cadmium ion transmembrane transporter activity; manganese ion transmembrane transporter activity
Source: RefSeq, a predicted model, not a curated record